AUGGGAUGGUUCUGCGUUAUAAAAGCUGUCUUCCAAAUCAACGACAUUACCAAGUUUUCUGACAACGAUCUGUUCUCUGUACAGGAUUAUUUAGAGCUUUAUCAUCUUUGUAUUCACUACAUAAGCCAAUCUCAAGAACAUAACGUACAAAAUGCAGUAAUGGAGUGUUUCACUGUUCUCCUCUCACUGGCCACUGGGGCGUAUAAGAGAGCUUUAUUGGAACGUCACCCCAGAAGCGUCUGCUUAGAUGACAGACAGAGUGAGAAGGGACAUAGAAGGAAUAUUAGCACAUCGAGUAUAAUAUCUGCACGAUACGCUCCGAGUCCACAGUCCGACCUUCGAGACAACCUGGAACUGUCUUUCUCGGGAGCCCUUCAACUUGGCAGUUUGUUGCCGUUUAACACUCCGAGUUUGAGUGUCGAAGAUCUUAGGAUACAGACCCCAGACUCACCAAUUGCCAGCGAGCCUGAUAUAGACAUCACAAACUCAGAACAACUAACCAAAGAUUUAUCAGAGAAGCUCCGAGAGAUUGAAGAUGAAAAGGAAGAUCCAGUUGAUCUGCUUCAGGUUGCUGUUACUGAUGGUAGUGUUAAGGUGAACAUCGGAUCAGCAGAAGAUGAUGAUACACCACUUAAGUACUGCUCGAGGUUGUUGGCCUCUAAGUUCCUGCUGACGGGGAAUAAAGGAGGUGUUAUAGCUGAUAGAUCAAUAAGAGUGUCGUUGAAAUCGUCUGCUUUGAACUGUUUGGCAGAGAUACUUCGGUUGUACCCGCAAGCAAUGACAAUGUACUUAGACAAAGAUGUUGAUGCGAAAAAUCAUAACGUUUCUGGAUCUUCAGAAGGCACGGAUUCCAAUCAAGAUCACAUAAACGACUUUAUUCUAGAACGAAACGUUUGUUACCAAGACUCCCUCACAGACUCUCUAAGCCAAGACAUGCUCAACCGUAGCAUGGACAGCCAACAAACAUCCCAGCAAAUAUCUAAAAAAGAUAGCAAAUCCGAGAGCACCGAACAAAAGAGCUCCAAAGAUGUACCAAGCAAUAUACUGGAUAGUAAAAUAUUACCCAAAGAUAUGGCAGCUAGUGUGCACACAGAUAGCACUAAUCCUAACAUGACUAACAGCAAUUUUACGACAAACUCCAAUAUGACAGGAAGCAAUGAUCCUUUGUCCACUGGAUACCCCAUGUCCAGCAGUGGGGAUGUCCUUUCCUCAAGUAUAGAUCUAGACAUGAAAUUUGACCAUUUCGGAGAAUCUACUACAAAUUUAGAUAAUCUUGACGUGUUAAAAGAUUUUGAAAAGAAAGAAGAAAGGGUCAAGAGAACUUUAAAAAGAACUAAUGAAGUGCAGAGUAAAGAAGCUAUCGAAAUUAUGGGUCAAAAUUUAGAGGAAGAUAUGAAAAAUUUGGAUGUUUCUGAGAAUUUUGAAUAUCAGCACAUGUGUGAUAUUUUUUUGUUGUUGGAGGGUCAUAGUGAUCCUCAGAUUCGAGGUUUGGUGAGGGUCUGUAUUGGUAACUAUUUAGUGGCUGCGUUGGAGCUAUCCCAUGGACAUUAUAAUAGGUGGAAAAGUAUGAGUUCAUUGCCAAAAGAUGUUUCAGAGUUAAUAACUGUGGAUAAACUGGUUCAUAUUGUUCUACAGGGUCUAUCAGAUGAUAUCCAUUCAACAGUAAACCACACUCUAUCCGCACUCACGAGUCUGUCUACGUGUCUGUGUAACAGCUCUCACUGGACUCUAUUGGUCGAUAUACUAAACAGCUUAGUGAACGUGGAGGCGAACAACUACUGGUUGUGUAAACUUAACCUAUGUCGGUUGUAUGAAAAACUACCUUAUCACAGGUUAUUUAUGCUAUACCCACAUUAUUACGUACGUACCAAAUUAAUUAUGGACACAUUGAUGCGCCUACUUGGCGAUCAAGAUCAGAAAGUACGGAAAGCGGCUGCACAGGCCAUUGCUAACCUGAUACCAAAAAUCCACGUAUCGAAACACCAGUCCCCAACAACAGUAGUAGUAGACAUCGCGAAAGACGAAAGCCGAAAAUUCUCGUUCAACAGCAACAAUCUUUCACUGGACCUCGUCCGGAACAUAUAUUUCUAUAACGACCUUCCUCAGCAGUUGAAAGAUGGACAGACAUUGGGUAAUAGUGAGGGUCUGAGGAUGAUUGUUGGAAAUCUUGUUGGGAGAUUAAUGGCGUCCAAUUGUAAAUUUUAUUCGCAAGGUCUUCUUGAAUCUCUCCAAGCUAUUUGCAGAAAGUGGUCUCCAUGGAAACACGUACAAGCUUACGCCGACCAGGGCAUCCUGAGUUAUUGCCUGGAUAGCUUGGACUAUUGCAACGGUACCGUUGUGGCGCGCUCCAUACUCAUGGAAUUGUGCUCUUCUAUAUAUCCAGUCGAAAUCCACAACAUAAUGCGCCACAAAACCACCAAUCGCGAGAUAUUUGAACGCGACACAAGCAACUCCAAAGAACGUUGGCAACACUUGGAAAGCGAGAGAGUUGCCAACCUCGCUGAGAAAUUCCUACAAGUAACACUAAAAAUGUUGAAUGUACUGGUGCACUUGAUAGAGGAAGUCAAUCCUAAUGUGCAUUUGAAUAAAGGUGGAAUUGCGUUACCCGGCAGUCCGGUUAGGAGGAAGACGUCAGGUAUCAGUAUAAAUGCAAUCCCACGACGCGGCAGCAACCCGAGUGAAGUGGAUGAGAAAGGAUCUCUUCGGAAGAAACCGCCGCCCCCUGCAUCUAGUCUGAAGCCCCACUUCGUUGGACAUUUCUUCAACGAACCAUUCUAUAUGAAGUUCUAUGAUACCUUAAGGGCUACAUAUUCUAAUCAUAAGAUCAAUUUAGACCCAAAAUCUAGCAUAUUCCACACUUUUCUAUCAACUGUACUCAACAGCUUGGCUAUCCAACUCGAACUAGCCACAGAGAAAGAACUUGGCCACGUCACAGAAGAAAUUCUUUACUACCUCAAAGUCAUCAUGCCGCUAUGUGCUGAUAAAACUGUAUAUUGCGUAACACAACUCCUUAAAUGUCUGUUUGGAACAAAUAUGGUGAAUCAAUACUCAGAUUUCAUGAGUAUUUUAGACAAAAAUGAGGGUAGUCACAAAACUAGUUUCUUCAAUGACGUCAUGAUGACUAGCAUGCCCACUACCCAGGUAGAAGGCUCUAGACGAAGUAGUAUUUGUUCGAAUGCUAGUCAGAAGUUAUCGUUAGACAGCAAGAAUCCGCGAAUGGCUGUGGAAAGGCAAUUGUUGAUCACAAUGGAGAAUUUUGCUAAAAAUAAAUCUGAUAGAAAAUGGAGCACGAAUAAAAAGGAGUUAGAAAGAUAUAUAAGGUUGUUCGAACCGGUUGUUAUACAAGCUUUAAAGAGUUAUACAAUGCAAAACGACAUCCCACUCCAGUGUGAAGUACUAUGUCUACUGAAUCAAUUGUUGACUCUAAGAGUAAAUUAUUGCAUGUUGGACAGUGACCAGAUAUUCAUCGGGUUUCUCUUGAAGCAGCUGGAUUUGGUUGAACAGCAUGAGAUACCAGAUUGCUGUAAUUUAGUGAACAGUAUUCUUAUGUUUAUGGUACAACUGUCGUCCUCAAAACAUCAUACUAAACAAAUAAUAGAAAUACCGAAGCUUAUACAAUUAUGUGAUGGAUUGAUGGCAUCCGGUGCUCAUGCCGAAUGUAUAGCCGGUUUGGAGCCUGUGGCUGUUAAGGUUUUUAGUAAUAUGGGAGGUACAAGCGUUCUGGGUAGAGCUCAGCAGCAGGAAGCUCAAGCGACAAGAGAAGUGCUAUUUUAUAUGUUGCAGAAGACUAUGCAUCAGCAUAAGGUGCUAGAACUAGUAUCAUGCGUGCUAUCCGUAUCCCAAGAACAUCCUGAGAGCUACUACCGCUGGUCGGAAUUGGCCAGCGAUACAUUACUGAACCUGCUCUCACAGACUUCGGUGGAAUGUGACACUCAUGAAGCUAUUGGAGCUUUAGAGCGACUGUUAGACGCGGUAUAUAAAGAUGUGUUAUUAGAACAAACUAGGAUUGAGGUGUUGUUGAAGAUAUUGUUCAAAGCGCCUCCGGAUCAGACAACAACUCCUUUAAAAUUAAAGCUCAGAUAUCUUUCGAUAAUAAUGGUUUUACUACGAAAAAUACUAAUCCUUAUACCGGAGACUGAAAUAUUACUGUCAAUAAACGACUUGAAAUCCACGUGCGUGUCUCCACAAGCCAUAUUCUUCAACGUUAAAACUGACGUAGACCCAUUAAACGUUCAGAAUGUGAACGAAAACUGCGCGAACCUGUCGCCAGAUGUCGUCCUAGUCAGGUUUCUCUUCAAAACCUUGACGUAUGCGAUAAUGGAAAUGGAUAAUGUGUAUGAAAAUGUAGAGAAGGAGCAGAACGAGUUGUUGUAUUCCGUGUGUGUUAAUAUUAUAGUGCAAGUGAAGAAUAUGCUGCAUUUGACAGAUGGCUGCCUCUUUCCACUCACGGCUAAAACUGCACAAACAAUUCUCCACAAUGAACAAAGUGGAUUGAACACUGGACUGUACAGCCCUGAAGAGAACAUACCAUUGGAUGUGCUUAAUUUAAUAUGUCUCAAGUCUGCGUAUAAAAUACCACUGCUCACCGUUCAUUGGUCGCAUUUGCUCAUCAGGUUAAAUUUCCUAUCCCACAAAUACUGGCAGAAGCUGAUUGGCUUUGCUCGCAACCUGCCGCUGAGUGCCGACAGCGGCAACACACAGCUGAUUCGAGUUGACGUUCUGCAAAUCGCUUGUGUUAUGGCCUACUGCGAAUAUUUCGUCAAAAACGUCCUCUCGGAAGCGGUCCACCUCACCUGGCUGUUGGUGAACCGGGUGCACAUUCUAGUCAGUCACUAUCGUGAAGAGAUCGUCCAAAGCCUCAUAGCCAAAGUACAACAGACGUCAGGAGCAUCAGGUCUGUUGCUACAAGCCAUUGCUGCUCGAUGUCAGAGCUGCUUGACGGAUGAAUUUGCGCUGAACACGUACAAAAUAUUAUCGUUAUGUCACGAGAACCAGUCAGGUGCGCUGGUGUUUCUCAUUUGUCGGAUCAUUGGCAAACUGGAACCUGCAAUAGCUGUUAGGUUCGCAAAACUGGCGAUGGAUCGAUGUAAGAUGUUAAAAGAAAUGCCGCUCGAAAGGAUCAACGUACAAUUAUCUAAGGAAGAUGUUCAAGUUGCUCUGGAGUUGCUGCAAAGGAAUAAAGUCUAUACUAGGUACUCUGCUUUAGUUGUGGAGUUGAACUCCUUGGCGUCGAGUGUAUUUGAUUUGUCACCUUUAGAUUUGUCUCAAGACAGAGCAAUCAACCCUCAGUACAUAACAACUACGAAUGUUGACGACAACUGGCUUUUGAAUCAAGUUAAGAGCAGAUGUUGUCAAACUGAUCUUACGGUUCCAAAAACGUGUAAUCAAAAUGAACUCGCCUAUUUCUUAUCCAACUUAUCAAAGGACAACUUGGCUACUGUCAUGGGGUGCCCAGAAUUCAAUCGAAAACUACUCAGUAAUUGCUUUAAAAUUGCCUGCGAUAAUUAUUUAAAAGAAUUCUAUAAUAUCGUCUCCGUUCUAGAAACAAAAGAGUUUGAAAAAGAGUCGGCAAGAGAACAGAGAGAUGUGAAAAUCAGAGAGAUGACAUCGUCUAUUGAUAGCAAUAAACUAAACGUUGUAAAUACACUACAUGUUUUUAAGAAGAGCGAUAAUAAGGAAUCAAAAUCACAGUUUUUCAUACCAAUAACUGAUAAUGAAAAUAUGAAAGAAAACUUCGGCAAUUUACAGAUUUCUGAUGAAGAAAUAGAAUUGACGCCACCUGAAUUAUCCGAUGUGUACAAAAUUGGAAUGUCGACAUUAGAGAAAUCUUUGACAGAUAUUAUUCGCCUAUUUCCAAAACAGAUAAGGCCAUUGAGCCAAUCAGAAAACUUCAGUUUAAAUAUCGAACAAACCCUUGAUAGAUAUACCCGAAGAUGUCAUCAAGUUUUCCAAGACAAACUUUUCUAUCAAGAAUUUAUUACUUUGCACAGCGUUCUUACUGGAUACCUUUCGUCUUUGCAUAGAUUAAUAAUGUCCAUUGACGAAGUGGACUGUGAUCUGCUAGAUAAAUGUAUUGAAAGUAUUAUACCUACCUUGUUGGCGAAAAAUAUCGCUAUAUUUGCCGUCAUUUCAUUGCAGUAUUUGUCGUUUCUGAUCAAGAAUAAGAAGCUUGUUGAGACACCCGUGCAUGCAGACGUAUCGUUCAGAGUGACGAUAUCCGUCACUGACAACAUUGUUGUGGAAAAUGUGAUUAGUGUCGCAAUUAACAAUGUCGCAAAAGCACUGAGUUUUAAGGAGAUAUGGACGGAACUGAACGUGGAUUCUAAUGUUAAUAGAACGCAAUCGGCGGUUAGUUGCUUGUAUGCGGUGGUCAAGUAUUUAGUUAAGGAUACAAAGCCUUUAUCACCAAAACAAUACAUGCAAUUUAAAGACCAAGGUCCCAGGCCAGACAUAGUGUUGACAGGCGACAAACUGAUCACCUUGUUAGAGUAUUGGGAGCACAACUUCUACGCAACCAAUUCUCCGGAGUAUUUAGAGAAAUGUUUUACAGAGCCAGUGGAAAGCUUAUUAAUUAGUUUAUCCAGGCUAGACAUUCUCAGUAAUAUUGCGCUUAUACCGCCUAUAGCGUGGUCAUCGGUGGACGUGGUUUCUAAAAAAGAUGAAUUACAAAAAAUUGAUCUUCCAUUGCAAGCUUUACAAGAUAUGGAUGUUUUGGAAGCCUUCUUGUUCAGGGUAAACCUUAUAGGCUGGUCAUCCAAAAAGCAAUUUGAGGAAAUGUGGGUGGGUCUGCUGGGCGCCUUGCAGGGCAACGGCACGCACUGGGCCGUGCGCGGCAUCACGCAGCUGCUGCUGAGCGCCGCGCCCGCCGUGCGGAGGAAGGGGAUCUUGCACGUGUCGAGGAACACGCACAGGCUUAACGAAGGGAUGCAACGCUUGCGUAACAUACUGGUGGGCACAUCCGCCUAUGGUAUAUUCGACCAUAUCAACCUGGAACGAGUGCCGAUGAUGAACGAUGGAUACGAAGGAUACCACUACGCACAGUUCAACACCGAGUACAUGAAAUUAGCUUCAGAUAUAACAGAUGAGGCAAGCUUCAAGAUAAGGCGGGAAGCGAAACGUGUUCGAAGAAAUAAGGACAUUGAUUUGAACAGCUGUCUGCAAAUACUUAUGGAUGUCACCUCACAGAUGUUGGAACCUAAGGCGCCAACGGGUCUGGCGGCGCGCGUGGCGCUGCUGGCGUGCACGUGGCAGGCCAGCGCCGUGUUCGGCUCGGCGGCGCACUGGUGCUGGGCCGGCGCGCAGCUCGUGGCGCUGAGCGGCGCGGCGCACGGCGCGCUCACGCAGUACAGCGCCGCCGCGCGCGCGCUGCUGCUCGCGCUCGCCCAAGCCAUGUGCGUGCUCGACGGGUUCGACGGGCUGCAGCGCCGCCGCGCGCGCGCUGCUGCUCGCGCUCGCCCAAGCCAUGUGCGUGCUCGACGGGUUCGACGGGCUGCAGGUGAGUGGCACAGAGCUGGGCGCGCGCAGCUCGUGGCGCUGAGCGGCGCGGCGCACGGCGCGCUCACGCAGUACAGCGCCGCCGCGCGCGCGCUGCUGCUCGCGCUCGCCCAAGCCAUGUGCGUGCUCGACGGGUUCGACGGGCUGCAGAGCUGGGCGCGCGCAGCUCGUGGCGCUGAGCGGCGCGGCGCACGGCGCGCUCACGCAGUACAGCGCCGCCACGCGCGCGCUGCUGCUCGCGCUCGCCCAAGCCAUGUGCGUGCUCGACGGGUUCGACGGGCUGCAGGUGAGUGGCACAGAGCUGGGCGCGCGCAGCUCGUGGCGCUGAGCGGCGCGGCGCACGGCGCGCUCACGCAGUACAGCGCCGCCGCGCGCGCGCUGCUGCUCGCGCUCGCCCAAGCCAUGUGCGUGCUCGACGGGUUCGACGGGCUGCAGAGCUGGGCGCGCGCAGCUCGUGGCGCUGAGCGGCGCGGCGCACGGCGCGCUCACGCAGUACAGCGCCGCCGCGCGCGCGCUGCUGCUCGCGCUCGCCCAAGCCAUGUGCGUGCUCGACGGGUUCGACGGGCUGCAGGUGAGUGGCACAGAGCUGGGCGCGCGCAGCUCGUGGCGCUGAGCGGCGCGGCGCACGGCGCGCUCACGCAGUACAGCGCCGCCGCGCGCGCGCUGCUGCUCGCGCUCGCCCAAGCCAUGUGCGUGCUCGACGGGUUCGACGGGCUGCAGAGCUGGGCGCGCGCAGCUCGUGGCGCUGAGCGGCGCGGCGCACGGCGCGCUCACGCAGUACAGCGCCGCCGCGCGCGCGCUGCUGCUCGCGCUCGCCCAAGCCAUGUGCGUGCUCGACGGGUUCGACGGGCUGCAGGUGAGUGGCACAGAGCUGGGCGCGCGCAGCUCGUGGCGCUGAGCGGCGCGGCGCACGGCGCGCUCACGCAGUACAGCGCCGCCGCGCGCGCGCUGCUGCUCGCGCUCGCCCAAGCCAUGUGCGUGCUCGACGGGUUCGACGGGCUGCAGAGCUGGGCGCGCGCAGCUCGUGGCGCUGAGCGGCGCGGCGCACGGCGCGCUCACGCAGUACAGCGCCGCCGCGCGCGCGCUGCUGCUCGCGCUCGCCCAAGCCAUGUGCGUGCUCGACGGGUUCGACGGGCUGCAGGUGAGUGGCACAGAGCUGGGCGCGCGCAGCUCGUGGCGCUGAGCGGCGCGGCGCACGGCGCGCUCACGCAGUACAGCGCCGCCGCGCGCGCGCUGCUGCUCGCGCUCGCCCAAGCCAUGUGCGUGCUCGACGGGUUCGACGGGCUGCAGAGCUGGGCGCGCGCAGCUCGUGGCGCUGAGCGGCGCGGCGCACGGCGCGCUCACGCAGUACAGCGCCGCCGCGCGCGCGCUGCUGCUCGCGCUCGCCCAAGCCAUGUGCGUGCUCGACGGGUUCGACGGGCUGCAGGUGAGUGGCACAGAGCUGGGCGCGCGCAGCUCGUGGCGCUGAGCGGCGCGGCGCACGGCGCGCUCACGCAGUACAGCGCCGCCACGCGCGCGCUGCUGCUCGCGCUCGCCCAAGCCAUGUGCGUGCUCGACGGGUUCGACGGGCUGCAGAGCUGGGCGCGCGCAGCUCGUGGCGCUGAGCGGCGCGGCGCACGGCGCGCUCACGCAGUACAGCGCCGCCGCGCGCGCGCUGCUGCUCGCGCUCGCCCAAGCCAUGUGCGUGCUCGACGGGUUCGACGGGCUGCAGGUGAGUGGCACAGAGCUGGGCGCGCGCAGCUCGUGGCGCUGAGCGGCGCGGCGCACGGCGCGCUCACGCAGUACAGCGCCGCCGCGCGCGCGCUGCUGCUCGCGCUCGCCCAAGCCAUGUGCGUGCUCGACGGGUUCGACGGGCUGCAGAGCUGGGCGCGCGCAGCUCGUGGCGCUGAGCGGCGCGGCGCACGGCGCGCUCACGCAGUACAGCGCCGCCGCGCGCGCGCUGCUGCUCGCGCUCGCCCAAGCCAUGUGCGUGCUCGACGGGUUCGACGGGCUGCAGGUGAGUGGCACAGAGCUGGGCGCGCGCAGCUCGUGGCGCUGAGCGGCGCGGCGCACGGCGCGCUCACGCAGUACAGCGCCGCCGCGCGCGCGCUGCUGCUCGCGCUCGCCCAAGCCAUGUGCGUGCUCGACGGGUUCGACGGGCUGCAGGAGCUCUCAACAGUCCACCAAAAGCUUCUCAAAUCUCUUUCAUCGAGUUACGCCCCGCUUCGCCAGGCGGCGCUGCAGGGCUGUUUACUGCAACUGACCGGCAGAGCGCGCCACAUGGCCAGCACACACACCCCUAACCCCUACCAAGAACUCGUGGCGCAGCUCAAUGUAACCGUCAAGCAGUACUUGGGAGUUAAUCCAAAAAUCUCAUUCUACGAACAAAGUUUAUACUGGACGGUGUUAUUUACAUUAAUUGAGCUGGGACACCCUGAACUAAUCAACAUCGCUGUAGACUUCGUCCUCACCUACCCCAGACAUUAUUGCGUCGAUCUCGUUGUAAAGGGUAUAACAUCCACGAUACGACAGCAAGUGUUACCCAAAGACUUAAAGAAUAUUAUAAUAGAAAAGCUUAUAGACAACAUGAAGAAUUAUUCUGAACAUCAUGCUGUACAAAUAUUGUUGGUGCACUUGUUCACAGCUGACAAUAAACUUUUAAGCCCGAAACUGACAUCAGAUGUCUCGAACAUGGACCCAGACAUUCUUAUGAACUCAAUGGAACGUAUCACCUUACUUUACAAAGUUCUCCGGCAUUCAAAAUUACGAGAAACCAAAAGAAUUAUUGCAAUUACAAUGAAAUAUUUCUUGAGAGAGACGCUACCACCGGCGGCGACUCUUAGCAGAGUAGUCAUAGAGUUUAUAGAGUGUUGUAAAGAGACGGAGAAGAUAAAGAUGGAUAUACCAUCAGAGAGAGAGAGGUGGAUAGAUUGUUCGGUUAUGAAUUCUGAGAUUGUUUUUGAGGUCUUUCAAGCGUCGAUAACUCAAGAUCAACUGCCAGUACUCUCCGGUUGGAUAUUCGAAGCACUAUGCCAUUUACUCAGCGGUAAAAUAUCAUCAAAUCUUCUCCCAUACUGUCUACUAACACUCCUAGUCUCGGCGAGUUCUAACGAGUUCAUACGAAAAAUAUCGCCUCUGACAUUUCAUGUACUGAGACUUGGGUUCUACAAGAGUGGGGACACGUCCAGGAAUUGGGGAGUUUUUGAACAAUUUCUUAGUAAUAAGGUACCAAUGUCGUUUUCUGAUAGACGGUUGUUGUGUGUUGUAAGUUCUAAGUCGUGUUUUACGGGAUCUCAAUUGGAACGGUUGAAGGAGCUAUGCGAUAGUAAUGAGUGUUUAGUUGAUGUUGCACAGUGUUUAGACUAG
This is a messenger RNA of Arctia plantaginis, 10839 nucleotides long. The record is from the annotation of a GenBank genome assembly. Lineage: Eukaryota; Metazoa; Arthropoda; Insecta; Lepidoptera; Erebidae.